This is a messenger RNA of Bactrocera latifrons, 3344 nucleotides long. Its product is annotated as probable beta-hexosaminidase fdl. Gene Ontology annotation, molecular function: beta-N-acetylhexosaminidase activity. The transcript has 8 exons. Gene Ontology annotation, biological process: ganglioside catabolic process; glycosaminoglycan metabolic process; carbohydrate metabolic process. NCBI's taxonomy places the organism in Eukaryota, Metazoa, Arthropoda, Insecta, Diptera, Tephritidae. The coding region runs from base 357 to 2681 and encodes 774 amino acids. Gene Ontology annotation, cellular component: membrane. The record is from RefSeq and is a predicted model, not a curated record.
CACUGAGGUCUUGCGGCCAUUGGUGGCACUAAUAGAGUCGGCCGCUUUAGUGCCGCAUCAUUUUGCCAACGUUUCAGUUCAGUUGUAAUUAACGUGCGAAUCCAAUUGGUAGUGAUUGUCGUUGUAACUACUUCCUCAACAAUGGCACUUCGUAGUAGAUUUGCUAGUGUAUUGAUAGCUCAUUGCUGAGCCGACCGCAUGCAUUCAUCUUCUGUCGUGUUUGAGUUAUUGUGGUGCUGCAUGACGUCGCUAAAUUUCAGCUAACUCGGGUUCGAUUGUUCGUUGCUUUAUUUGUGUGUGUGUGCUGUUUUUUGGGGAGCGCUUGCGAAUUUUUCGGCGAAUACCGGCAAGAAUUGAUGAGAAAAAUGCUGUUGGCGCGAAGGUUUCGUCACAUCCUUAAAAUGGCCUUAACUGUGUCAUUGCGGCGCGUAUUGUUGUUGCUGCUGAUGGCAACGAUAUUCAUACUGAUGGUUUUGUACUGGAAUCAGGACGGCAUGAAGCCACAAUCGUUUUUAGUUGAAAAAUCAAUGAAACGCCGAGCUGACGUUAAUAAACGACCGCCAAUACCUGACGAAAAACUCUGGACCUAUAAAUGCGAAAAUGAGCGUUGUGUGCGGCAUACGUAUCCCACGAAUGAUGGCGGCGGCGCAGCCUCUGAUCGUCGUAUACCGUUCAUGACAUGCGCCAUGACUUGUGGUGAAGUCAACAUUUGGCCACAUCCAACAAUAAAGACUGCCAUCAGUUCGGUAUCGUUGAAAUUCACCAUGGAAGAUGUACAAUUGCGCAUGGACACACCGCACAGCGCAGUAGAAACGCAGUUCAAGCAAGCAUUCGCCUACUUUCUAAGCGAUCUGCGGCGCAUACAACGGCUACCGAGUGCGGAGGAGAGCACCGAGAGUGUCGGUGGUGGUGUUGCAGGUGGUGCUGGUGGCGCUGAUCGGGCAGCGGCUACGGAUGUUAAUUCGGGUGGCCGGUCGCCACUUUCCGAUCAAAAUGCUGCCUAUCACCAACAAAAUCAGCAACAACAAAAGCAGCAGCAACCCCAUCAUAAUAGUCGCGCACGACGUGACACCGUUGACGCCGGCCAUCACAAUACGCACGCACAUCCAGGCGCUGCUGCUGCGCGUGAUGGGGACUCGGAGUCGCCAGGUGCCUUUCAUCAUCGGCACAAGCGUCGUCAUAUCGAUAUUGGCAGAGCAUUGGGCAACACUUUGGGUGACAAUAUGGCACCGGCGGCUAUUUUGAGUAAUGUCUUCAACACACGUCGCCACUGUGAUGUGGACACGUUGCUCGUGCAGGUUGAAGUGCAUAAAUCGGGUGAAAUAAAUUUGAGUUUGGACACCGAUGAGAGUUACAAGCUAUCCGUUGCGCAUGAGCGUCGCACCGUUAACAUUCAUAUCACCGCGAAUUCAUUCUUCGGCGCACGCCACGCCCUCUCCACACUGCAGCAAUUGAUUUGGUACGACGAUGAAGAUAAUCUGUUGCACAUCCUGUCGAAGGCAAUAAUUAUAGAUACACCCAGAUUUCGUUAUCGCGGUCUUAUGUUGGACACAUCACGUCACUACUUCUCGUUGGAGGCCAUUAAACGCACCAUCGUCGGUAUGUCACAUGCGAAACUCAAUCGCUUCCAUUGGCAUAUAACCGAUUCGCAGAGUUUCCCCUAUGUGUCGAAGUAUUUCCCCGAAAUGGCAAUACAUGGCGCCUAUUCGGAACAUGAAACCUACACAUUCGAUGAUGUGCGAGAGGUGGCGGCAUUUGCGCGCGUACACGGCAUACAGGUCUUGCCGGAGAUCGAUGCGCCGGCGCACGCUGGCAACGGCUGGGAGUGGGGACCAAAACGUGGCCUUGGUGAAUUGAGUUUGUGCAUAAAUCAACAGCCGUGGAGUUUCUACUGCGGCGAACCGCCAUGCGGGCAAUUGAAUCCUAAAAAUAAUAAUACGUAUUUGGUGCUGCAACACCUAUAUGAGGAAUUAUUAAAUGCCACCGGUCCAACGGAUUAUUUUCAUCUCGGCGGCGAUGAGGUGAAUCUGGAAUGCUGGGGUCAGUACUUCAAUGACACCGAUUUGCGUGGAUUGUGGUGCGAUUUUAUGCUCAAUGUAAUGGCGCGCUUGAAAAUCGCCAAUAAUAAUGUGGAGCCGCGCGUGAUGAGUGUGUGGUCCAGUGGUCUGACCAACACCAAAUGUCUUCCAAGCAGCCGUGUUGCUGUGCAAGUAUGGGGUGGCAGUACGUGGCAGGAGAAUUACGAUCUCAUUGAUAAUGGUUUUAAUGUGAUAUUCUCGCACGUGGAUGCCUGGUAUUUGGAUUGUGGUUUUGGCAAUUGGCGUUCAACUGGCGAAGGUGCCUGCUCGCCGUAUCGCACCUGGCAAAAUGUCUACAAACACAGACCCUGGGAGCGCAUGCGUCUCAAUAAAGCGCAGCGAAAGCAGGUAUUAGGCGGCGAAGUUUGUAUGUGGACUGAGCAAACCGACGAGUAUCAAUUGGAUAAUCGAUUAUGGCCGCGUGCUGCUGCGCUGGGUGAAAGGUUAUGGAGCGACUUGGAGGAUGAUCGGGAGUUCGAUGCCGUGCCACAGGAUGUCUUCAAACGCAUGUCCGUGUUUCGCAAUCGGCUGGUCGAGUUGGGCCUGGAGGCGGAGCCCAUAUUUCCUAAAUUCUGUGCGCAACAUCCCGGCGAAUGCAUUUGAUAUUACUACUAAAUGAAUGCCGACCUAAGCAGCAUUUUGUACAUAUGUAUGUACGCGUAUACGCAGGUAUAUAAAAAUCUUCAAUUACUCAGUUUGGAUCGAUUUGUGCCUAAGCAGUGUAAAAUUCAUAUUCAAGCCGGAGUUGUCGAAUUUUUACUUUUUGAUUUUUUUUAUUAUGUCUGGUUUUCAGCCACAAUUUUUGUUAAAAAGUUAAUCGAUGAAAAUUAGUCAAUGUAAAUCUGUUGUAUGGCUGGAAAGACAAAGUGCAGCAGUGAGACGCCUAAGAGCAAAUUAUGCGAUAUUUAUAAAUAUGUAUCGUGUUUUGUUUUUAACAACUAUUAGUGCAAUUGUUUUGUAUUUAACUUAGGUAUUUUUAUUUACUCUAAUAUACAUACAUUUAUACAUAAAUUAUAUUUAUAGCAUUUUAUUACACACUGUUUAAGGAAAAAGCCUGCAAAUUAUUUUGUUUUACGAAUUCAAUCGAAUAUUAUGUAACAUAUUUACGCACAUACAACAAUUUUAAAAACUAAUUUAAUAUUUGCUGUAUUUUAAGCUGCUGAAAGACAAAUGUUUUUGUAAGCGCCAGGGUGCAAUUUUUUAAUUCAAACAUUUUGUAUGACAAAUUAAAUUUUCAGUUAUUAAUUAAUUGAUUUUAUUUUUUAA